Messenger RNA from Metarhizium album ARSEF 1941, 3933 nucleotides. RefSeq names its product cholesterol oxidase precursor. Bases 1 to 3933 code for a protein of 1310 amino acids. NCBI's taxonomy places the organism in Eukaryota, Fungi, Ascomycota, Sordariomycetes, Hypocreales, Clavicipitaceae. Gene Ontology annotation, molecular function: flavin adenine dinucleotide binding; oxidoreductase activity, acting on CH-OH group of donors. The record is from RefSeq and is a predicted model, not a curated record. The transcript is spliced from 6 exons.
AUGUACACCGACACCUACACCACAAAGGCAGGGCGAUGCGGCCCCGGCCGGGCGCAGGGCAACGGUGCGUCCGGGGCCAAGGCGCGGCGGCGGUUUCCGCGCAUCUCGCAGCCCGUCGAGCUGAUCCAGGGCUCGUACGACUGCGUUGUCGUCGGGUCCGGGUAUGGCGGCGGAGUGGCAGCCUCGCGCAUGGCCCGCACCGGGCAGUCUGUCUGCGUCCUCGAGAGAGGCCAGGAGCGGUGGCCGGGCGAGUAUCCCGUGUGUCUGAAACAGGUUUUUGGCGAGCUGCACACCACGGGCAGGUCGAUGGUCCGGCCCUUUGGUCGUGGAAGGCCGACUGGCAUGUAUCACGUAGUGGCGGGCCAGGGCCAGAGUGCCCUGGUGUGCAACGGGCUGGGGGGUACCAGUUUGAUCAACGCCAACGUGUUCCUCGAGGCCGACGAGAGCACGCUGUCCAUGGAGACGUGGCCGCCCGAGAUUCGACGGGACCCGGGCUGCUUGAAAGAAUACUACCAGAGAGUCAGAGACGUGCUGGAGCCCACGCCCUACCCCGACGACUGGCCACGGCUGAGCAAGGUGGAAGUCUUCAAGCGCCAGGCUCACAUGAUGGGCUUGGGUGGCAGAUACUACAAGGUUCCGCAGACGACGCGUUUUCAGCCGGGCAUCAACAGCUGCGGAGUGAACAUGCUGCCCUCGACGCUGACGGGACAAGACACGACGGGGGUCAACGACGGUUCCAAGACGACCACUCUCGUCACCUACCUCGCCGACGCCUGGAACUGGGGGGCCGAGAUCUUCUGCCAGUGCGAGGUCAGGCAUGUUGAAAAGGUCGCCGACGGCCGUGGCGGCUACAUUGUUUACUUUGCCUGGCACGGGCACAAACGUGCCCGCUUCAAGCGUCGACUCCAUGAGGACCUGCUGUGGGUGCAUGCUAAGCACGCCGUCUUCCUCGGAGCCGGCAGUCUGGGCACGACGGAGAUUCUCCUGCGGAGCAAAGACAUGGGCUUGUCCAUGAGUGACUGCCUCGGGCAGGGCAUGAGCGGGAACGGAGACAUGUUGACCUUUGGGUACAACACGAACCGCCAUGUGAAUGCCAUGGGCCGGCAACGUCCGGACCGCAAGAGUCCGGUCGGCCCAACAAUCAACGCCACCAUUGACAUGCGUGGACUGUCGGACAACCCACUGGACGGCUUCGUCAUCCAAGAAGGGGCGGUGCCGCAGGCCCUCGCCAGGCUCAUGCAGACCAUCGUUGACGUGCAGCCGAGCGGCAGCAAGCCGAAAAGGGCAGUCGUACAGCGAGCCAGGAAGGCGCUUGCGAGAUGGAAGAGCCGGCUGCUCGGCCCAUACGUCUGCGGCGGUGCGAUACAGAACACCCAGAUAUUCUUAAUCAUGUCCCAUGACGGCAGUCAAGCAACUCUGCGGCUCGAAAACGACAAGCCCGUGCUCGAGUUUGUCGGGGUCGGCCACAGUGAUCGCGUCAAGCGGCUUCACGCCGUGCUGGCAAAGGCAACAGAGGCAGUCGGUGGAAGAGUCGUAGACAAUCCUUUCCACGGCGUGUUCGGUGAUCAACAUCAGAUAACAGCUCAUCCCCUUGGGGGCGCUCCAAUGUCCCGGGACGGCACCGGUGCUCGUGGAGUAACAAACCACGUUGGUCAAGUGUUUGCCGGGAGCGCCACGUCUGAAUCCCACGCCGGUCUCAUUGUUGUGGACGCCGCAGUUGUCCCAGGAUCACUAUGCGUGAAUCCUGCGGCGACAAUUGCGGCCCUGGCCGAGCGAGCAGUCGAUCACUACAUCCGGGCGCGUGGUCUGGUCAUGAGCAAGGAACCAAACGGCGUGCUCGACCUGUACGGCACGCCAGCCCAUCGUCCACCGUCGACCUCGUCGGACAAGAGUCGUCACACGAAGCCCGACUCCGCGUCGAGGAAAACGCAGACUGGGCCUGCUGCACGAUGCACGGUUCGAGGUGUCGACCACGAACCGCACGGGUCCCCCGGUACGGUUGGUUUCACAGAGCUCAUGAGUGGCUUCGUACACGGCGGCAAUAACCUGCAAUCAUAUGACCGGGACAGUCACAAGUUGUCGUCUCAAGCGGCCAGGCGCCGUGGGGAGACGGCGCGGCUGCUCACGAGCAACGUCAUGUAUGCGGUCCGAAAACCUGGGUCCGCGAACAAGACUGGCCUGUACAAAGGCAUCGUCAAGGGCACUUUCAUCUGCCCUACCAUCAGAGGAUCUCCCUUCAUGAUAUCACAAGGCGAGGCGGAGCUCCUUGAAGAAGACGAGGAACAGUCGGGGACGACCAAGGUUACGUAUCGAUUGAAAAUGAUUGGAAUCGACGGGCGGCGUCUCGAUUUCCACGGAUACAAGAGGAUUGACUCGUCUGUAUCAAUGAACAUGAGGGAGAUGUGGAGGUCGACAACUACGCUCUACGUAACCAUCACCGAGUCCGUUGGACAAGGCCACUCGCACGAGACGAACUCUGGACUGCACAACAAGUCGCCUGCUCUGGGCGAUGCCAAACGACGUCAAUCCAGCACCAGGGGAGACGGAGACGGUGAGGCCCGAACCAUCGCAAAGGGGAUUCUGAAAAUUCGACUGAGCGACUUUUGGAAGCAACUUUUCACGCUGACGGCAACGGGCGACAGUCUGACGAAAAGAGUAGCAACGCUGGGCUGCUUGACAAACUAUUUCUCUGGAAAACUGCUGCCUCGUUUCUUCUUGCCCUUUGCUCCGCUGCGGUAUGCGACGAAAUCGCAUCCCGACUUCGUCAACCCGACCACGCCGACGCGGACCUACACGGUGACGGCGAGCGACGGCGUACAAACAAAACUACACAUGUGGGAGCCGGACCUGAGCUGCGUCCCCGGCGACGAGUUUGGGAAUCCGGUGCCGGUCAAGAACCUCUUCAUGAUCCCCGGCGCCUCCGUAGACCACCGGAUAUACGCCCUGCCAACGAUCCCCAUCAACGCGGUCAACUACUUCACCCGCGCCGGCUAUCGCGUCUUUGUCACGGUGCACCGAAUCGGCAUCGUCGACGGCCCUGAAGACAAGACGUGGACCACGUACGAUGCCAGGCUGGACAUCAGGGCAUGUCUCCAACACAUCCGCGCCUCUCAGAACACGCACAAGGUGUACACGGUUGCUCACUGCAUGGGAUCCGUGGCCUUUGCGUGCGGCCUCCUGGACGGCACCAUUCCCGCCGACUGGAUUCUCGGAAUCACCUGCAGCCAGGUAUUCAUGAACCCGGUCUGGAGCAAGUCCAACAGGUUCAAGUCGACCGUCAAGCUGGACCGGGCCUACACCCGCCUCGCGGGCCACUGGUUCAGCUGCAGAGCUUCGGCCAAGCACGGGGCCUUGCAGAGUGCCGUGGACCAGAUGCUGCGGUUCCUCCCGGACAAAAAGGGCGAGAAGUGCAACAGCGCAUCGUGCCACCGCAUAAGUCUGCUCUUCGGCCGGUGCUGGAGCCACUACAACCUGAACGAGGCAACUCAUCGACACGUGGAUCACUUCUUCAACGGCGCAAACAUGACACUGAUGCCGCUGCUCAUGCGCAUGGGCCGCGUCGAGGCCGUGUCGACAAAUGGUCCGGCGCAUCAGGAUCUCACGAGCGCGGAAAACGUAGAGCGCCUCAGGGGCAUCCCCUUCUUCCUCUUCUCCGGGGGGGAUAGCGACGUCCUCUCGCCCACGGCCACGCAGAAGACGUACGAGCGGCUGUGCGACACCUUUGGCAUCUCGGCUGGGAGGCCCGGCGGGGGAAUACAGUACCGCCGAAAGGUCAUCCCAGGAUAUGGACAUUUGGAUGGUUGGAUGGGCCGCAACGCCUACAAGGACGUGUAUCCGCUGGUUCGGGAGGAGGUGGACCGUGUUGUCAGGGGAGAAGAGUACAAGCUCCGGGACACGACGAAUCCUUUUAGUGAUGCUUACGGCGUUGCCUGA